GGUCUAAGGAUUAUCAUCCACAUCUGGAGGAUACCCUCAAAUCAACUUUCCUUCUUUACAUCUACACUACCACAUUAGCUUGUUGACAUCUGGUUCAGACCAUAACAACUGUCAAACACAGAGAAUCUAGUGAAUAUCCAGACUAGUUUGCAUCUGACCGUGUUUUAAGGGUGAUCAACUUGCUUUGUACUCCCCCAACUAUGCCUUUUGGUUUUCACUGAUGACAAGUUCUACUAACAUAGUGAUGGCAAAAGACGACUCCAUGGUGUCCAACAACAGCAACAUUGCUAACACCACGUCCAAAAGUUUUACUAAAACUAAAAACAAAAACAAACCUAAGAAUACCCAAGCGAGAAUGGCAAAUCCCCCGGUUGAUUUAAAUUUCCAAAUUGAUACGCAAAUCAAACAGAACAAGAAAAAAACAUUUAAUAAGAAGAAUCAGAUUUCUGCCAACCACUUGCUUCAAUUUCAAUCAUAUCGUGAUCUGGAUGAAUACCAUACCAAUCGCUCCAAGCCCAGAAAGCACAACAAACUUAUCAAUGAGUACCAGAAACCCCGUAUUCAAUUGAAAGGAAUGAAAUUCAUUAAUGUCAAUUACAAGUUUGUUGUCGAUAACCGUAAACAAUAUCGUUUACAACAAUUAGAUCCGAACGUUCCAUUUGAUAUCGAAGAUAUUAUUAGAAUUAUAGUGCCCCGCGGCAAUGCCUGUCCUAUAUGUCUCACUGAUGAUCCAAUUGCUCCACGUAUGAUUACAUCGUGUGGACAUUUGAUCUGUUUGAAAUGUGUGCUUUUGCUAUUGAGCAGCGAGGUUCCCAAGGCUAAGAAACGAGAAAGUGAAGUGAUUGUGGAAAAGUAUCGUGAAUGUCCAUUGUGUUCUUCCGUCAUUAGGAAGCACGAAUUGAAACCAGUGUUAAUUAAUAAUGUUGAUGAACAGUUUGAAUUACCGAAAGUACAUCAUGAUACUGUGUUGACCUUGAUGAAACGACAACAAGACAAGAUUAUCAGUUUGCCAAAGUCAAUGGACAAUUUUGAUUCUAGUGAUUAUGAUCUGGAUUUUGUUGAUGUUGCCAAAUUGAAUGAAUUCUUGUCAUAUCUGAGAAUUUUCAAAGGAAGUUCACAUUACUUGUUGGAUAUGUACAAUAAGGAAAAAGACCAAAUCUUGCAAGCUCACAAUGAGGAAAAAUUGCUUUAUGGAUCAGAUGAUUUUUCCCUUGUCAAGGCAACUCUCGAUCACAUUGAUGAUGAAAUUGACCAUUGGACCAAUAAGCUUGCCCAGGAUCCACCUCCUGCUCCCACUCUCAUCCCAAGUUCAACACCUACACCUCCUUCUGAUGCCACUUACCAUUACUAUCAAACAGGGUUUAAUUCAAGUUGUACCUAUGUACUUUCUCCACUUGAUAUGAAGGUUCUUAAAACCACUUAUGGAAGCUAUGAUAAUCUUCCUUCUUCGAUCGUGGCCAAAAUUGAAAAUAUCAAGUAUGAAGAGUUGUCCCAGGAAACUUCGCUCCUGAAGUACAAAUACUUGUCACAUCUUCCUAUUGGGUCACAGAUUGGAUUUUUGGAAUGUAACUGGUUUGGUAAUCAGUACAUAUCACAUGAAGCAUGGCAAACAUUCAAGGAAGAUUUAUUGAAACGAACCAAAAACAGUCAACGUAAAUUCAAGAAAGAAGAGCGAGAUAGGAAACGAGCUAUAAAUGAAGAAGAAAUUAGAACCCGGAAGUUUUAUGAACAGGAGAAUCGAGAUGUUGAACGUCAUGAAAGUAGCGGAUAUAGUGGUGUCUUGGGUGGUGUUGGUGCACUUUCAAUUGUUGAUAACCGCCAAACUGCCGAACAACCUCCAUUGUUGUCUAAUUCUCCUACCGAUGUUGUUAUUCCAGAAGAGUCUUUCCAGACCACUGUAUGGGGAACAAAGAUUCCAAAACCUGAACCGUCAGCUUCGCCAGUACAUGAGGAUGAUGAAGAUGAUUGGGAUGCCGAAGAAAUGAUUAGACGGGCCAAAGAGGAAAUGUCUAAGCAACAAGGAGGCAAGAAGAAGAAAAAGAAGAUGAUCUUGUUGUCUUCUAAUAACUGGUAA
Messenger RNA from Spathaspora passalidarum NRRL Y-27907, 2074 nucleotides. RefSeq lists its product as uncharacterized. The transcript has a single exon. The record is from RefSeq and is a predicted model, not a curated record. Gene Ontology annotation, molecular function: transcription cis-regulatory region binding. Gene Ontology annotation, biological process: positive regulation of transcription by RNA polymerase II. Bases 221 to 2074 code for a protein of 617 amino acids. Lineage: Eukaryota; Fungi; Ascomycota; Pichiomycetes; Serinales; Debaryomycetaceae.